This is a messenger RNA of Ogataea philodendri, 4755 nucleotides long. RefSeq lists its product as uncharacterized. The transcript is spliced from 4 exons. Gene Ontology annotation, molecular function: phosphatidylinositol-4,5-bisphosphate 5-phosphatase activity; phosphatidylinositol-3,5-bisphosphate 5-phosphatase activity. Bases 1 to 4755 code for a protein of 1584 amino acids. Lineage: Eukaryota; Fungi; Ascomycota; Pichiomycetes; Pichiales; Pichiaceae. Gene Ontology annotation, biological process: phosphatidylinositol dephosphorylation. Gene Ontology annotation, cellular component: membrane; cytoplasm. The record is from RefSeq and is a predicted model, not a curated record.
AUGUCUGACAGGUCCGUCAAUCUCGUGGACGACGUUAAGGAGGCACGUCUUCUUGGCUCGCGGUCCAUCGAGACGGUUUCUGGACUGACUGCCGGAUUUAUCACAACGCUCAUUUCGCACCCGCUGGAUUUCCUCAAGCUGCGACUCCAGCUCGACACUACAUCCAAGACCCAGCUCGAAAGUUUCCGCCAGAUCAGAAACAAACUGCUGCUGGACUCGUCCGCGAACGGGGUAGUCCAACGAUCGCAGCUCAUACGCAAUAUUUAUCGAGGAGUCGGGCCCAAUUUGCUCGGUAGCACCACCGCCUGGGGUCUCUACUUUAGCUUCUACGGCGAGUACAAGAGCCUGCUGACCGCAAGCACACAGCCCGCUCAGAGCCUAGGCUCGUCACAGUACCUGAUGUGUGCAUUUGCAGCCGGUUGGAGCACGUCGAUCUUCACCAACCCAAUCUGGGUGAUCAAAACCAGAAUGAUCUCCACCUCUCGCGCUUCCCCUGGAGCUUACCUGUCGAUCAAAGACGGGGUGCUCCAGAUCUAUAAAAAAGAGGGUGUUUCUGGUUUCUAUAGAGGACUUUCGCCCGCGUUGCUCAGUGUUUCUCAAGGUGCACUGCAAUUUUCCAUCUACGAUACACUCAAGGCCCAUCUUUCCGGGCCCUCGGUCCAUCUGAACACGUCACAGUAUCUCUAUGCAAGCGCCGUGUCGAAAAUGAUCUCGACUGUUGUAUUCUAUCCACUCCAAGUGGUGCGGUCCCGGUUGCAGAUCAAGCACGGACGGUACGGAAUGGUGUAUGCUGCCAAAGAGGUCUGGACCCGCGAGGGACUCUUUGGGUUCUACAAAGGUGUGUUCGCCAACCUCAUCCGAGUGGUUCCUGCCACCUGCAUCACCUUCGCCGUGUCGUUGUCUAGACACAAGCCUCUGGGCUUUCUGGGGCUGAUUGAGAUGAACGGAGAUGUGUUUUUGUCGGUGAUCACAGGAAAGGUCGAUGUGGCGUCGCCGAUUGAGGGCGAGGUCAUCAACAAGAUCAUGGACGUUGAAUUCCAUUGUUUAACAAGGGACACCUGGGACUUUUUGGAACUCAACGCCAACGGGUUCCCAUUGGAUGCCGACUCCGAGUCCCAGCCUGGCGGAUACCCUCCGAAAUACGAACAGCAUCCUUGUUACGAGCUUCGCAAGCUGCUGACCGACGGCUCGUUCUUCUACAGCUCGGACUUUGAUCUCACCAGCACUUUGCAAACAAGAGGCAUAGACACAAAGAACUCGCUCUCGCGCGACAGAUUCCAUUUGGACUACAUGUGGAACGCGUUCAUGAUGGAGGAGGUGAUCAAGUUCCGCAACAACCUGGACGACCUGCCCAAAAAAGUGCUGGAUGAAAACAGGUUUCUCACCACAGUGAUCCGCGGUUUUGCAGAAACCAUGCGUGCGAGCGUUGGAGGCAGAAAGUCCAAACUCACCAUCAUCUCCAAGCAGUCCUGGAAACGGGCGGGCACGCGGUUCAACGUGCGUGGAGUCGACGACGACGGCAACGUUGCCAACUUUGUCGAGACAGAACUCAUCUACGACGACGAACACCACGUUUUUGCAUAUACCCAGAUCAGAGGCUCGAUUCCUGUGUUCUGGGAACAGGAUACGGCUCUCAUCUCGCCCAAAGUUCAGAUCACCCGAAGUUUCGAAGCGACUCAGCCUGUUUUCGAAAAACAUUUCGAGAACCUCAACGGCAAGUACGGUCCUGUCAACAUUGUGAACCUUCUGUCGUCCACAAAAUCGUCCGAGGUUGAGCUCAACAGAGAAUACAAGCAUCAUUUCAUGGCUUUGGACGAAAAGAAACCCGACUCGGUCUAUUUCACUGACUUUGACUUCCACCAAGAGACAGCAAAAACCUAUGCACACGCAGCCAGAAUCUUGUCCGACAUCCAGCUUUCUCUGGACCGGUUUGGGUUCUACUGCUACAACAAGGCCACCAAAGAGAUUCUGCUGGAACAGCAGGGCGUUUUCCGUGUGAACUGUCUGGACUGUCUGGAUCGUACCAACGUGGUGCAGCAGGUAAUUUCCAUGGCGGCACUCGACGAAUUCGUCAAGGCUUUCCGCAAGGGAGACAUCUACGACCUCAACAACAAACACAGCAGUCUGUGGGCCGACCAUGGAGACCAGAUCUCCCAGAUAUACACAGGCACCAACGCUCUCAAGUCGAGUUUCUCGCGGUCUGGCAAAAUGGGGUUUGCGGGGGCCUUUUCGGACGCAACAAAGAGCAUCAGCAGAAUAUACAUCAACAAUUUCGUCGACAAGGGCAAGCAGGCUGUCACCGACACGCUGCUUGGAAAAAACUCCAACCAGCUACCUGUCUUAAUUUUUGAUCCGAUCACAGAGUACGUGAACGAGGAGUCGAAAAAGUACGAGCGCAAGUUUGUUUCUCAUGAGGACAUCACUAUCUACGUUGGAUCGUACAACGUUGCUGGUAACACGAUUUCUGGUGACCUCAGCAGCUGGCUAUUCCCGCGCAAGAUCGGCGGUUCUUCGUUUUCUCCCGACAUAGUGAUUGUCGGUUUCCAGGAAGUGAUUGAGCUUAACGCGUCCAACAUACUAAAGAACGACGCCACUCCGUCGCAGUAUUGGCAGUCCGUCAUUGAACGACAGUUGAAUGAUGCUGGUUCCAACAAGUACCUGCUGUUGCGUGCUGAGUACAUGUCGUCUGUGUUGUUGCUGCUCUAUGUCAAGGCAGACGUUGUUUCAAAAAUCACACAGGUGGAGGGAAAGUCCAAGAAGACUGGACUUGGAGGUAUGACUGCGAACAAGGGGUCUGUUGCGAUCCGGUUUGACUACGGGUCCACUUCGUUCUGUUUCUUCAACUCACACCUUGCUGCGGGAACCACCAACAUCGAAGAGAGAUACAACGAUUUUGUCACCUCGUGGAACGCGAUCCGGUUCUCGAGAAAUAGACAGAUCAAGCACCAUGACAACAUCGUCUGGCUCGGCGACCUGAACUACAGAAUCUCCAAGCCAAACGAGGAAGUGCGUUCUCUGUUGGAUUCGAAUGAGCUUGCUACGCUUCAGGACUACGACCAGCUACGGAUCGAGCUCAAACGGCGUGCGGAAAUGCGCGGGUUCAAAGAGAUGCCGAUCAAGUUUAUUCCAACGUACAAGUUCGACAAGGGAACGUCCGACUACGACUCUAGCGAGAAACAGCGUGUUCCGUCUUGGACAGACAGAAUUCUCUACAGAGGGGCCACUUUGACACAGUUGGCGUACAACGCGAUCGUCGAGCUCGUGUACUCGGACCACAAACCCAUCUACGGAGUUUUCACGUCCAACGUCAAGCUCGUGGACGAGAAGACCAAGAUGGAGAUCGUCAAGAAGCUGUAUUUGCAGUACAAGUCGUCGGCCAUGGCGUCCAAGGGGGCGGUGAUUGAGCUGAACGAGGCGGACGACGAUGACACCGUGGACGCCAAGUCGACCGUGUCGAUGUCCAACUGGUCAAUGACGUCGGCCCCAACGCUGAUCGACCUGUCCAGCGAGUCUGGCGGAGCAGAGGGGCCUCCACUACCGCAACGGACGUCCGCACACUCCUCGUCGCAGGAAAACACCUUGACCACGCCGCAGAGACGCCGUGUUCCGCCGCCGUACGACGCAGACAAAUCGCUGUCGAUGCUGGUGCCCGGUCUGUCUUCGUCGUUCCAGACGUCGCUGAAACCGAACACGGCACCCAAUGCCAGUCCAAACUACUCGCUCGAGGCAAUGAGACCAACACGGUCGUCUACAAGCUCGCCUGCCCCAGCCACGUCUGCUCCCCCUCCUCCUCCUCCGCCACGGAAAGCCGUCUCCAGCGAUCCGGCACCGCAACAGCAUGCAGAAAAAGUCACCCCGAUCGUGCCCAGCAAGCCAAAGGCUCUGGUCGGCACCCCAACAGAGGAAAUCGCAGACAAGUGGGCUCCAAUGGUUCCAAAUAGAAAGUCGUCGUCUUCGUCCAGCACGUACGACUUGGUGGUCUUCUUCCGUGUGGACGAGGCACGGCUGACAGGAGUGGCCACGUCGUCGUCGUCGUCGUCAGACAAGCCCAGCACUUCUUCGUCAGACUCGACAACCUUCUUGGCCUUCUUAGGAGCCGGUUUCUUGGAAAAGAACGAGGACGCCUUUGCUGGAGCAGCACCAGUAGGCUCUGGACUGGCAGUUGCCGUGGAAAACACGCUCGAGGCCGCACUGAACUUGGACGCAGAACCCCCGAAAACGCUUUUGAACUCGGGCUCUUUUGGCUCUUCAGGCUUGGCAGCAGCAACUGGCUUCGGAGUCUCUUUCUUGACGGCGGUCUUCUUCUUGGCCGGAGAUUUAGGACCAUCUGCCUUUGGUCUUCUUCUUCUCUUCUUGCUUGCCUGGUUACCAACACUCAUCGACUCGCGGUUCUCCUUAUCUUCCAAUAGGAACUGCUCCCAUUCUUUCAAGAACACCUCCAAGUCCUCGUUCCAAAGGUCUUUUGCGCUUCUUCUCAACAGAUCGUUCAGCUCGGCCUCCUUCUCAUCCCUCUGCUUGAGCAACCGCUCCAGGCAACUCGGUGAUCUCCAGAGUAUUGUCAUCAAGCUCCUCGAUGUUACCUUCCAUCCUGAACUUGUCAGGACCGAUUCUUCUGAUCGAACCUUCCCAUCCUUUGAACCACGGAACCAUGUCAAUCAUCUCGUCACCAUUCAUCAAACACCUGAUGUUCUUGACAAUGUCGAUAGGGUUGAAGGGUGGAAUUUGAGUACUCCAUCCAGAUCCAAUACCUUCUGA